This is a messenger RNA of Theobroma cacao (cacao), 2099 nucleotides long. RefSeq names its product putative methyltransferase PMT15. Lineage: Eukaryota; Viridiplantae; Streptophyta; Magnoliopsida; Malvales; Malvaceae. The record is from RefSeq and is a predicted model, not a curated record. Gene Ontology annotation, molecular function: methyltransferase activity. Gene Ontology annotation, cellular component: cytoplasm; trans-Golgi network; endosome.
AGAUAGAAGUAGAACCAACAAACGAGAAACAACAAGCCCCUUUCGCUUUAGUCCAAACCAUGGCUGGUUGCAUUUUACCAUACCAUGCCACCUUCAAACCCCUCAAAGCCACUACAACCUCAUUUGCCUCCAGAAAAGGCAGCCUCUUCUCCUUAGCUCUUGUUCUUUGCCUCUGCACCCUCUCUUUCCUCUUUGGCCUUUGGCAACAUAGCGGCAGCGCCCCCACCUUCAUCACCACCAACAAAUCACUCUCAUGCAUCCCAAACCCAAACCCAAACACCACCAUCACCACCCGGACAACGUCAGAAACCUUAGAUUUCUCAACCCACCACGUGGCGGACGCUGAUGAGGAGUCGCUUCUGCCAGAUGUCAAAACCUACCCUUCAUGCAGCGUUAAGUACAGUGAAUACACCCCAUGCGAGGACCACAUAAGAUCGUUGAAAUUUAAGAGGGACAGGUUGAUAUACAGGGAGAGGCAUUGCCCGGAGAAAGGAGAGCUACUGAAAUGUCGUGUGCCUGCACCCUAUGAUUACAAGAACCCUUUCCCGUGGCCAAAGAGCCGGGAUCUGGCUUGGUUCGCCAACGUGCCGCACAAGGAAUUGACAGUGGAGAAAGCGGGGCAAAAUUGGAUUAGAUAUGAAGGUAAGCGGUUCAGGUUCCCCGGAGGAGGAACAAUGUUUCCCCACGGUGCGGAUGCGUAUAUAGAUGAUAUCGGGAAGCUGAUAAAUCUCAAAGAUGGGUCUAUUCGAACCGCCAUUGAUACUGGCUGUGGUGUAGCGAGCUGGGGAGCGUAUCUUCUGUCUCGGAACAUCCUAACGAUGUCGUUCGCGCCAAGGGACACCCAUGAAGCGCAAGUGCAAUUUGCGUUGGAGCGAGGAGUUCCUGCCAUAUUAGGAGUUCUUGCUUCCAAGAGGCUUCCUUACCCAUCCAGAGCCUUUGACAUGGCUCAUUGCUCGCGCUGCCUCAUUCCAUGGGACCAGUAUGACGGGGUUUAUUUGAUUGAAGUUGAUCGAGUUUUAAGGCCCGGCGGGUACUGGAUUCUCUCUGGCCCUCCAAUUCGUUGGAAGAAAUAUUGGCAAGGCUGGCAAAGAACCAGAGAGGAUUUAAAUGAUGAACAGACUCGCAUCGAGAGAGUUGCUAGGAGAUUAUGCUGGAAAAAGUUGGUGGAGAAAGAUGACAUUGCUAUUUGGCAAAAGCCCAUCAAUCAUCUUAAUUGUAAAGUUAAUCGCAAGUUUAACCGAAACCCACCUUUUUGCCUGGCUCAGGAUCCUGACAAAGCCUGGUAUACAAAUUUGGAAACUUGUUUGACCCGUUUGCCAGAAGUUUCCCAUGAUCAAGAAAUUGCGGGUGGUGAAUUGGCAAAAUGGCCUCAAAGACUAAAUGCGAUCCCACCAAGGAUUAGGAAUGGAACUGUAAAUGGGAUUACAGCUGAAAUUUUCAUGCAAGAUUCAGACGUAUGGAAGAGGAGGUUGUCUUAUUAUAAAACAUUGAACCAUCAAUUAGGACAAAAUGGAAGGUAUCGAAACAUUUUAGAUAUGAACGCAUACUUGGGCGGAUUUGCCACUGCUCUCAUUGACGAUCCUGUAUGGGUCAUGAAUGUUAUUCCUGCUGAGGCUAAAGUCAAUACACUUGGAGUUAUUUAUGAAAGGGGACUGAUCGGAACAUAUCAGAAUUGGUGUGAAGCCAUGUCUACUUAUCCAAGAACAUACGACUUCAUUCAUGCUGAUUCUGUGUUUAGCCUCUAUAAGGACAGAUGUGAGAUGGAGGACAUUCUGCUAGAGAUGGAUCGAAUACUGAGACCUGAAGGAAGUGUAGUCUUCCGAGAUGAUGUGGAUAUAUUGGUGAAGAUAAAAAAGAUAACCGAUGGAUUGAAUUGGGAUAGUCAAAUUGUUGAUCAUGAAGAUGGGCCUCUCAACAGGGAGAAGCUUCUGUUUGGAGUGAAGGUGUAUUGGACAGCGCCUGCCACUGUUGAAACUGCAUCAACAACUUCUUAAAGCUAUUUUUAACUGCUUUUUCUUUUUGUUGAUUUACUGAUUAUUCUUUCAUGUCUCUAAGGCAACCAAUUCAGCUAAAUUCUUGAGCAACAUGGACAAAAUGUA